Stegostoma tigrinum is the source of this 3056-nucleotide messenger RNA. RefSeq names its product calcium/calmodulin-dependent protein kinase type 1D-like. Gene Ontology annotation, cellular component: intracellular anatomical structure. The transcript is spliced from 14 exons. Lineage: Eukaryota; Metazoa; Chordata; Chondrichthyes; Orectolobiformes; Stegostomatidae. The record is from RefSeq and is a predicted model, not a curated record. The coding region runs from base 243 to 1673 and encodes 476 amino acids. Gene Ontology annotation, biological process: peptidyl-serine phosphorylation. Gene Ontology annotation, molecular function: calcium/calmodulin-dependent protein kinase activity; ATP binding; calmodulin binding.
GAUAGUGCUUUAAAUGUGCUUUCCUUCAAAUGUUCUUUCCAUAUUCUAACUGUUUGUGGAUUGAGACCUUCAUUCGCAAUGGAUUAGCAGCACAAAUGAGUUGACCUUGAUGACAGCAGAGACACAGAAGGAGCUGGAUUCGGGGUGAGGGACCAUAAUUCACAUUGCUGACAGGACCCUUACGGUCCGGGUCCAUUUUUCUACAAAAUCUUAGGUGCCUAGUUUGACGGUUGUCAGAAACGAUGGGCCGCAAGGAGGAGUGUGUUUGCUGGAAGAAAGAAACACUCAACAUCACCGACAGUUUCCAGUUAAUGGAACGGCUGGGGUCAGGGGCCUUUUCUGAAGUGUAUUUGGCAAAAGAAAGGGCAACUGACAAAAUGGUAGCUUUGAAAUGUGUUCAGAAAAAUGAUGUAAAUGACAUCCCAUUAGAAAAUGAAAUUGCCGUUUUGAGAAGGAUAAAACAUGAAAACAUUGUAGCUCUGGAGGACAUCUAUGAAAGUCCCACUCACUUUUACCUAGUUAUGCAACUUGUGUUAGGAGGAGAACUUUUUGACAGGAUUCUAGACCGUGGGGUUUACACAGAGAAAGAUGCCAGCAUUCUGAUUCAGCAGGUACUUGUUGCUGUGAAAUACCUGCAUGAGAAUGGAAUUGUACACCGAGACUUAAAGCCAGAAAACCUGCUGUUCUACAGCCCUGAUGAAAACUCCAAGAUUAUGAUCAGUGACUUUGGUCUUUCAAAAAUGCUGGACAUGGGUGUGAUGUCAACAGCAUGUGGUACACCUGGCUAUGUGGCUCCUGAAGUUCUGGACCAAAAACCAUAUGACAAAGCCAUUGACUGCUGGUCUAUUGGAGUAAUUGCAUACAUUCUGUUAUGUGGUUACCCUCCUUUCUAUGAAGAGACUGAGACUAAACUAUUCACACGGAUUUCAAAUGCUGAUUAUGAAUUUGACUCUCCAUUCUGGGAUGAUAUUUCUGAACUUGCGAAAUCUUUUGUCAGAAACUUGCUGGAAAAGGACCCAACGAAGCGCUUCACUUGUAAACAGGCUUUACGACACCCCUGGAUCACAGAGAAUACUGCUCCACUCCGUGAUAUCUAUCACAGUGUCAGUGUUCAGAUCACAAAGAACUUCGCAAGAAGUAAUUGGAAGCGAUUAAUCAAUGCUGCAUUAAUAGUGAAUUACAUGAAGAAGACACAAUUAUCAUCAGGCCAGCAAUCAUGGAAAUGCAGUUGCAAUUGCUACCAGAGUGACUCUAAAUGGUCAUAUUUACAAAUUUCUAAGAAUCUAUCACAACAAAGUGUUACAGACCUUUCAACAAAGGAGUCAGCACCAUUGGUGACCAUCAAAGUUGCCAAUCAGAGCAUUGCAUCAAACUAUGAGCAUCCUCACCAAAGGACUAGUGAGAGUGCAUUAGCUUGUGUGAUGUUAGAUACGAAGAAAAACAAUGGACUAACUAACCAGGAUAUGGCUGCAAGUUAUGCAGUAAAUAGAAAUGUGCAUGCUGGCACUACUGAAGAAAGAAAGGAGACAGAGAUUCCCACUGCUGCAACCAAAACUCUUUCAUCAAGUAUAGCUCAAGACCAAUCAACUUCAUGUCGACAUGCAAACCCAAAGAAAUGGCCUAAAUUUGAACGGGCCAACAACAUAAAGACUGGGGUGUGCUUGAUUAUGUAAUGAUUAUCUCAUUGGAACGUACUGGGCUGCCGUCAUGCUUCUGUGGAACAAAUGGAUACUCAAUCAUAUCUGGUUUUCAUGGAGAGAAAACAAUUGCAAUCACUGCAAGAGAAGAUAUUUCACCGAAGUGAGAAAGGAGCUGUGCAACAUGUUAUUUGGGGCUGUUGCUCCUCAUUGAAUUGGGGAUUGAUUUACAGUUGAUUCCAAACAAAUAAAAUAUUGGAACAGGGCAUUCCAAUAAAUAAGUUCACAAGUUUGAAUUGAACUGGGUCGAUAUAGCCUAGAUAAGGUUUAGUAUAAAAUAUUUAUAAUAUUAAAGUUUAAUUUGUUGUAUUACAUGUACUUCAUUGAGCAAUGCCAUACAUGAUAGAAAUCUGACUUUAGAGCUACACAGCAUUAAUCUUUCACAGCAAUGCAAGUACAAUUAUACAGAAAGACCACAUUUAGCACACAUUUUAAAAAAUUAUGAAACAUUAUAUAUAUGUGGUAUUUUCUAUUAGUGAAAUAACAUUAAAAAGAGAUUCUAAGUUCUAUAUUUUGCUUAUAGCUACGUCAUUUAUGAUUCUCUGGAUUUUACAGGGUUAAAUUAUAUUGCCCUUCACUUUUCUUCUCCCUCCAGUGAGAACAUAUUCAGGAUCCUCUUCAUUACUGGGAGUCAUACAAACACACGUCAACCUCAUUUUCUAUGCCUUCCCAAUGCAAUAUUCACUUUUAAAGACCACAAUGCCAAAAUGGAGUACAGUAUAGAAUAUUUUCUACUUGGGUGUAGCCCAUGGCAUUUGUCCAAUGUGGCGAUGAAGAGGGACAAAUUAUUUUCAAGAUUAGGCCCAGAACUUUGAACUAGGCUAUAAAAUUGAUGAUCCACUGCAGAUAGUCAGUAACCUGUUGGCUGUAACAGGCCACCAGAGAAAACCUGUUAGUUCAAGAAGCAGAUACUGGGAACUCAACAAGAAUGAGUCAGCAGUGGGUCAGAUGAUUUUUUUCUGUUUUCAUUGGUUGAGUUUGCCCACUCCUUUUAGCACCCUGCCCCCACCGAUUUGUUUCUUAAAGACUUACCUUUUUGAAGAACCUUCCAAUUGCUACUUAGAGAUCACCAAUUCUCCACAGCCAUAAAUGUUAGUUUUAUGUUCUACCUAUUUCACCAUGAAAAUUACAGUCAGAGUCACUGCAGUAGCAUAGACCCAAAAUACAUAUUUCGCCUCUGAGUUGCUUUGAGAACACCACUGGGCCUGUUUUGAAACUGGUUUCGGAAUAUGAGUGCACAAAGACCCCACCGAAUAUUCUCUGCUGUAACCGAUUUUGCAGGCAAUAAACAGUUAGUGUCUGAAAACUGCCACAGUUCUGUAAAUAUAUCCUUGUCAUGUACAGAAUUAAAACUGCAUU